Messenger RNA from Adineta steineri, 837 nucleotides. The record is from the annotation of a GenBank genome assembly. NCBI's taxonomy places the organism in Eukaryota, Metazoa, Rotifera, Eurotatoria, Adinetida, Adinetidae.
AUGAACUAUGCUCGAUAUGCACAUACAGCAUCUGUAUUAACAAAUGGAAAUGUGUUAGUUGUUGGAGGAAUUAGAGAUGAUACUUUUUUAGAUACUGCUGCAGUAUACAAUCCAUCAACAGAUAGUUGGGCAGCUACGGCAAUGCUGGCUGUUCGACGAGCUUCUCACACAGCAACUACAUUAGCAAAUGGAAAUGUAUUGAUUAAUGGUGGAAAUAGUGGUAAUGGUUUUCUUAACACCGCUGAAUUAUAUGAUCCAUUAUCAGGAAUGUGGACACAAACAGGAUUUAUGUAUGAUUUGCGCGUUGAUCAUGCAGCAUCUUUAUUAAUAGAUGGAAAAGUGUUAGUUGCGGGUGGACUUACUCAAGGUGGUCCCCUAAAUAGUGCUGAAUUAUAUGAUCCAUUGAUGAAAAUCUGGAUACCUACUGGUAGUAUGAGUGCUACACGACAGGGUAGUACAUUAUCUACGUUAAUAAAUGGAAAAGUGUUAGUUGCUGGUGGAUCUAAUGGUGGUUAUCUAAAAAGUGCUGAAUUGUAUGAUCCAUCAACCGGUAAUUGGACAAUUACAGGUAGCAUGAAUAUUGCACGGGCAUUUCAUACAGCAUCAUUAUUGUCUAACGGAGAAGUAUUAGUUACUGAUGGAAAAAAUAAUGUUUGUAUAAAUAAUACUGAAUUAUAUGAUCCAUCAACAGGAAUCUGGACAAGUGUUACUAACAUGAAUAUGGCACGACAGCAGCAUACAGCAACUAUACUCACAAAUAGAACGUUGUUAAUUGCUGGUGGUGAAAAGGGCAAUGAUAUGUACCUGAAUAAUGCAGAACUGUUUUCAUUGCCAUAA